This is a messenger RNA of Besnoitia besnoiti, 2040 nucleotides long. RefSeq lists its product as uncharacterized. The coding region runs from base 1 to 2040 and encodes 679 amino acids. The record is from RefSeq and is a predicted model, not a curated record. The transcript is spliced from 3 exons. Lineage: Eukaryota; Apicomplexa; Conoidasida; Eucoccidiorida; Sarcocystidae.
AUGAUGGACUGCGCGUCGUCCGGUCCGCUGGACCGCGUGGGCGAUGAGUCGCGUCUGGGGAAAGAACUCAGCCAUCAGGACGAAUUCCUCCUCGACACAGAGGGCAACGCCUUCGCGGACGACCUCGCGGUUUUUCCUUCCUCGCGCGCCUUCCAGCAGACGAGAAACUCGGGCGGCCUGCUCCACUCGUUCGUCGCACAUCCUCCGACCUCGUAUUCGGAGUUCCUCGCCUUUCAAGAGGAAGACUGCGAGAUACCGAGCUUCUCGGCUUCGCUCUGCGUCGCCGAGGAGAGCCCUUCGGCGCUGGCGGCCUCUGCUCACGCGCUGCAGCGCGGCGCGCAGGGCGACCCCACCCUCGGCGCACCGUCGCCACAGGCAUCCUCCGUCUUUCCCUCGCAGGCCAGCGGAGACGACCGGCGGGCAGGCGAGCCUCACAUGCAGGGGGGCAAGUCGCACGCGUGCCCAGGGAACGCGUGGCUUCUCGGAGGCGACGGCAAAGCGUCUCUCCUCGACCCCCACGCGCCGGUUCAAGUCAUCACGGGCUACGAGAACUUUGCGUCGUUCGCGCAGACGCGGAGUUCGCUGACUCCGGGGGUCGCAGGGGAGAGUAGCGAGGCAGUCGACGGCGAGUGCCUGGCGCAGGCGCGCGCGGCCCGCCGGCUCGCCGCCGAGCAUGACAGCGAGGCGGAGAACGAGUUUCGCGACCAGACAGACAGGAAGCAGAGAGAUUUCUUCGCGGCAGCGGCACAAGGAUUUGACUCGGAUGCCGCAGACGCGCGCCGCAGCCACGAAGAAUUGGUUGACAUUGGUUUCAGCGAAGACGCGUUGUACGGAGGCUCCCCGCGGGAGUCGCCGAGCCGCGGAGAAGACGGAGGAGGCACGCAGCGCGGCCUGCAUAAGAGCGAAGGCGGAGGGUGGGGAGCGGCCGGUGCGCCGUCGUCGACAGAGCUGGCGGGCGGCGGCGGGUCGGCAGCCGACGACGAGACGAGGGGUGUCUUCUCGCACUCACCGUUCGGCGAGUCCUCGCGGACUCGGUACUCGGGGGGAGACGCCCGCGAAGAUGGCGAAGGCAUCCUCUCGGCGCCGGAUGCGGGCGUGUUUUCGGGCAGAACUCGAAACGCAUCGUCUUCCGAUGAUCGCGCGUCCCCGGGGUGUACGUACACAUCAGCGGGCGAGCCGGCGACUUCCACAUCGCCCGCCUCUGAGCGCGUGGCUGCUGCGUCUCGACACUCGGAGCAGGACAACGAGGCGUUGAGCGAUGACGAGCAGACGGCGUUCGCGGCGCGCGGCCGGGAGUUUUCGUUGAAGGCGUAUGCCUCUUCCUUCUCGACUUGUGCGACAUCAGACGCGGGCAGUGACGCGUCGCUGGCGUUCGGCAACGCGAGCAGUGCGCUGCUCGAGAAGUCUCGCGCGUUUGGCGACGAGGGCGCACGCAGCCCGUUGGGCUUCUCGGCGGCGACAUCGGGGCGUGUGGGAGGAUGCGGGUCAUUUUGGCCUGCGUUUGCGUCGCCGUUCGUCUCCUCGUCGCUGAUUCACUGGAGAGAAAUGCUCAAGAUUGUCGCCAAUCGCCUCUACUACUCGCGCUUCACCGCCUACCUGUACCUCUUUGUCUUCCUCGUCAACGCAUGGGUGCUGGUUCGCUGCCUCACGCUCUCCGUCGUCGACUUCUGGGUGGUCGCCGCGGAGAUCUUUGUCACCAUCAUGCUCGUGGUGGAAGUCUGUCUCCGGGCCCUCGUCGUGGGUCGGCCAUUUUUCUUCAAGUUUGAAAACAUCUUCGAUAUCGCCGUCACGGGUCUGUGCGUGGCGCUGCUCUGCGUGAGCGACGACAUCUGGGGUACGAUCGCUGGGCGCGAGCGACCGCCACCAGAGGAAAUCGACGACAUCUUUCGGCAGUCGCUAACUGCCUUCCGCUUCUCCACGCAGCUCCUCCGCAUGGUCACCAUCGCCCUCCAUCAGAAACGAUCAAAGCUGCCGACAGACGACAUCGACUUCUCAUAUUUGGAGGCGCAAACGCGAGUGCCCUACGACGACGGACUCUAG